Molecule: messenger RNA, 3174 nt
Organism: Drosophila pseudoobscura
Lineage: Eukaryota; Metazoa; Arthropoda; Insecta; Diptera; Drosophilidae
Product: prominin-like protein
Exons: 12
Coding region: 138-3065 (975 amino acids)
Cellular component (GO): membrane
Source: RefSeq, a predicted model, not a curated record
ACUUAAGUCUUACUUUGAAAUAUGUUAUCACAUAUCAUAAUAUCGUAUCACAAACACAACAAGUACACAUGCGUGCACACACACACAUCUACGUUAAGUGUAACACCAACUGUGCAAGGAUUGAUUGCAGUUGAAAAAUGUUUUCAAACGACUACGUUGCAAGCGACGGAAGCGGACGCCAAUUCGUUGGGAGGAACCGUAUCGAGAUCGGAAUGGCGCUGGCAGAACGUCCACGCGGAAGAAAUUUUACAGGAAGAGCACGAAAGCAUCACUUUGUUCCCCUUUCUGUUCGAGGCAUCCAUUCGGUGGUGCUGAUCCUUGUGUUACUCUCACUUACUAUGCAAAAUUUGGCCCAGGAUCCUGAUGCAGAAACAGGAACAACUGGAGCCAGUGGUACUGAAAGUAAUAAUAAAGCUGAUGUCGUUUGGCGCGAGGGGUACGCGGGCGACGGUACGACUCACGAGCAGCUCGGACAGGACCACUGGCCUUCCGUCGAGUACAGCCCAUACCUUGGUUUCGGCAAUUAUUCCCUGGAUCUAACCUCUUCACAAAAAGCUCUGAGUCCCGUUAAUACAUUAACGCACUUCGCCUUGCGGUUGUUUUUGCCCGACCUGCCUCCGGGCUAUGUUACGACGACGGCCAACAACAAGUUGGUUCUCGGCCCUAAGGUGUGGAAGAACGAUUGGGCUGCUCUAUUGGCUCGGUACUGGUUUCUGCUUCUUGUCGUGAUAUCCCUCCUCGUCUGUAUAAUUAUCAUACCGUUUAUUGGUGUUUGCUAUUGCUGCUUCUGCUGCUGCUUACGUUGCAAGCAAAAUAAGAGAUCGAACAAGUUCCGGAGGCGUUGUCUUUGCAGCGUUUGCCUUGCCCUUCUCGUUAUUGGCCUUAUGCUUGGUCUUUUCAUAAUGUUUAUUGCGAACAAGUUUCUGGAUCGCGGACUAGAAGACAGCAAUAUGACAAUGAAACGUGCUAGCAGGGACACUUGCACCUUUUUAAAAGAUGUGGCUGAUCAUAUCUACCAUUUGCUGGUGUACAAUUACCAGGAGCUGGAAGCCCACCUCGAAGAUCAACUUAAUAACGCACAUGAUCACAUAUUCCUGGACCUGGGGGAUACCUCCGAGAGUACUGCGCUAGCAGAAAUGGAGCGCAUCUUGAACAACAUGCCGAAAGCCCUUAAGAUUAUGAUGCAAGUGGAGGCCUUAGAGCAGGAUAUCCGUUUCUUUGGGUCCCAAUUUAGAGACGGUAUGCGGGGCCAGAAACGAGAUCUUAGCUACGCUGCUUAUGCUUUGUGCCAUUUGGAAAAAUGCUAUAAGUUCAACCAUGACAUGGGUGUAGUGACUUACGAUGUUUCAAAGUGCCUGCACUUAGACCUGAUUCCUAAUACUACGGUCUUUGUCGAAGCUAUGAAACAAAUUAUUGACGACAAACUUUAUCAGAUCCCAAUAAGGGGAAUGGCCCGCUUAAAAAAGGUUAAGGAAAUUAUCCUGAAACAGAUGAAACUCGUUCUUCCGCCAAUAUUUCGAAGCCUUACUAGAUCAAGGAUAAUGUUUCUGAAUGAAGCUAUAGAAAUCCGCGACUUGAUUGAUUCUAUGAUCAGCGAUAUUCACCUAAACACACUGAGGACCGCAAGGACAUUUGACGACGUCUACGAAAAGUUUGGCGAAGAUCGCAGGACUAUUAACAUCGUCAUUUUUUUGUUAAUCUUUAUAAUUAUAGUAAUCUUGAUAUCGGCACUGGUAUGCGGCUUCUUAGGGCCUAACCGGACAAUGCCAGGACCCCCUAGGGUAUUCUCAAAGGGAAUGGCUGCCUCAUGUCUAUUUAUCGCCAUCAUCAUGAUAUUUUGUGUGUUCUCGUUCAUCACGCUAGUUGGACUGUUCUACUUGAUAAUCGGUUUGAUAACUUACACGAGCGCAUGUGCUCCAUUAAAAAAUGAUCGAAACAUCUUCCGAUAUCUCGACCCCGUUAUCGAUAUCAAUCGCUACAUGUCGGGGAGUACGGAAGUAAGGGAACCGUUUUCCACGCUGCCAGUGUCGGAGGCAAUCAGGGCCUGCAAUGCAAAUGAGUCCGUAUUUCAGCUGUUGAGAGCGAAGAAUAUUUACGACAUAAAAAAGUUGUUAAAUUUGGAAGUAUUCGUCGACGGCUUUGAAGAUCCCCCUCUGUUCACUGGGGAUUUAUCCAAAGUGGAGCUCAUCCUGGAAAAGGAGAAAUUACUUCUCACUGACAUGCGUGAAGGCAAUUUGUCCGAAUACCACAGCAGCUUAUACAGCGAGCAUCUUUGCACCAAAUUUAUCCAUACGGAUUUCUCCAUAAUAAAGAGCAAAUCGAUGGCAUUUGUUUAUGAAAUAAACACAAAAUAUCUAAAAGGGUGGUCAGGCGUAAUUGCUUACUACCUGGCUGCCGUAGAUCUAAUAAGAUACGGAAAUUAUUUCUUGAACCCAUUGACGAAUGCCGUAAAAAAAUUAUUGGAAAAAGUAAAGGAAAUUGAUAAGCUCAUUCUAUACGACAACAAUAACUUUGGCGACUCUUUUAAAAUACUGAUGGACGCGGUUGAAAGGUCCGAGAGCUUUAUUAGGAAUAAAGGCAACGAUUACAUCAACCAUCUCGCCAAUAACCUUUCGACUUCGGUCAACCUUCAGAUUCAAGACUAUGUCGAAAGAGUGAUUAGGGAAGCGGAAAACAACGUAGGACACUGUAAGCCUCUGGCCUACAUUUACCAUCAAGGCGCUUCCUUAAUUUGUGAACGUCUAGUCGAUCCGAUAAACGCAUUUUGGCUGGCCACUCUUUUUUGCUGCAUGCUUCUCCUGCCCAUCCUGCUGGUAGCCCAUUGUCUGAUGUGCAUGUACUCUAAAAUCUAUCCGUCUCCGAUUGUCGCUCAAUUAGCAGCAGUAGAAGCAGCAAGAUGUCCAGUUUGCACAGGUCCGCCGGUCAUGCUAGCGCCGGCAAAUAUUUUGUCACCAGAUUUCCGCGGCAAGGCUGGGCUCACAGCUCCAGAAGAGUUGGACAGGCCGCUACAAGUUGUUGCAGUCAGAGCGGAAUCUGUAGCGAUCAGCAAACGUAAGAAAGACUAGCAUAUUUUUUAAGCAGACCGACACGGCCUUACUUACCCGGAGGCAGGUCGGACAAAUACAACUGCAAGGUGAAGUACGUUAAUUUAUUAACGGGAUCUUUUAAAUGUGA